Plasmodium fragile is the source of this 2985-nucleotide messenger RNA. RefSeq lists its product as uncharacterized. The transcript has a single exon. The record is from RefSeq and is a predicted model, not a curated record. The coding region runs from base 1 to 2985 and encodes 994 amino acids. Gene Ontology annotation, cellular component: membrane. Lineage: Eukaryota; Apicomplexa; Aconoidasida; Haemosporida; Plasmodiidae.
AUGACCAGCCCAGCAGCGCUCUUCCUGUGCGUCUACCACGUCGCCUUGGCAGUGUUGGGCUCCGUGUUUUUCGAAAACUACUUGUUCAAGGACUUCGACAACAGUUUCAGUAUCGUGAAAAUAAUUUUCUGUUGUUCCUUCGUCUUGUGCUUGUCCCUGCUGUCCAUGUUACUAUUUGAAAUACUCGGCUUCCUUACGACAACACUCAAGCUCUUUAUAUGGUACAUAGACAUCACUUGCUUGGUUCUAUUCAUUUACCUCAUCAUCCCCAUCAGUUUGAUAUACACUUAUGUUACGUAUGAAGAUGAGGAGGCAGCACAUGGGCUCUUCAAAUUUAAUUAUUUUUACAAUGCACUCAGAAAAAUGAAAAACAAAAAAAAAUAUAUUUUACCUGAACAUGUUAAGGCAAAUUUUAUGAGAAGAUUAUUAUACGUAAGUGAAGACUUGAUGAAACAAAUGGAAAACUACAACAGAAAAAUCAGAUAUAAAAAUAAACAAAAGAUUUUUCAAUUCAUGAUUGGCUGCUUUCUUAUAUUACCACUCAUCUGGUUCACUUUUUAUAAAAUUUCCAUGAUCACUCUGAAAAAUAAUAAUGACAUAUAUGAUGAGUCUUCUGACUUUUACAACAUUGGAAAUAUUAUACAAGAAAAGUUUAACGAUGUAAAUAAAGAGUUUUCACAAGAAUAUGAUACGAAUAGUGAAAAAAAUAAAAAUUCUUUUUUUUUUAAAGUUAUGAAAAAUUUACUUAUUUAUAUGUCUGUUACUGGGAUGACAUUGGUUAGUGCACUUUCUGCCUUCACCAGUUUGUACUCUCCCUACACUAACAUCAGUGUCUUCUUGUUCUUCGUCACUGUUAAAAAGGUUAAGAUCAUUGAGAACAAAAUUAAGUUUGUAACAAAUGAAUUGUCCUUGAAGAAAAAACUUCUUGUUUUGUAUGACCAUCCGCAUUUAAUGCAGACCUUUUGUUGCAAAAAGAGGGAAGACAUUUCCACUCUCCAUGGGUCUCUGCUCAGCGGCGAAAACCUCAUGAGUGGUUACGUCCCCAGCGGCAAUGGAAACUUCAUGACUGACCGGAUCGGAAGCUCCUCCUUUGGCGUGGACAUGCCCGUGCAACAGACCACCACCUCUUUUCUCCACUCCCCGGACCGGGGGUACCACCACAGUGCCACGCGAGUGACAGGUGCGGACACCUCGAAUGAGGCGAAGAUGGGCACAGCGCUGUGCGACCACUUAGUGGGGACCUGUAACGGGGACGACCCGCCGGGGGAAAAAAUUCCCCAAAUGCACAGGGACACACAUCAGGAAGAAGUCGAGUAUAUUGGAUGCAAGCCUUUUAAAAAAUGCAACCUGUACUUGGGCUCCCACAAGUCGAUCUACAAAGACAUAUACGAGACUUUCAUGAAAAAGGAAAAUGACUUGGUCUUGGGCGACACGCUCCCUGGCGGGGAAGACGACGAAGAGACAUGCAUGGGGGAGGACAACCUGUCCAGCCUAUCGGUCCUGUCGAAAAUGUCGACCCUGUCUAAGCGUUAUAGCGCGCGCGAAAUGGCAACCCCGCGCAGGGCCGGGCAGGACACCCCACUUGCCCAUUGGAGGGGGGAACAAACGUCAACUGGGAAUUGCAUGGAUGUGGGUGAUGUGGGUGAUGUGGGUGAUGUGGGUGAUGUGGGUGAAGGGGACGAUGCGGACGACGGCGAGUGUUGGGACUGCAACCCCAGGGGACAGAAACAUAGUAGCAUUGCUAACUCCGCACAACGGAUGAACAAAAUGGGUAGUGGCAGCUCGCUCUACAAGAGAAGCAUCAAGUCGGGGAACUCUGUGGGGGAGAGGAAGCAUGUGUAUUACACGGGUCGCUUCCUCUUUUUCAAAACAACUGAAGGGGAGGAGAAGCACCUGAACUCGAGGCAGCACGAGGGGGGAACCGAAAUGAUGGACUCACAAGUGGGGCGUGAACUAGAUUUAGAAGCUACCGCCGCCACAGGCGAGGAGAAGGAAAAGAAGCAGAAAAGGGAGGUGGCCUUCCUGUCGCGCUUGAGGGGUAUCUGCUCAGUGCGACGAUUUUUUCAACACAGCGAGAUGGGGCCGCAGAAGGGUACGAAGGAAGGCGUUGCAAAUAUUAUUCAUAAAGCCGCUAACAAUGACAGCGCUGCGGCACCGCAGCAAAGGAGACACAUGUCUGAGUUUCUGUCCACGAGCAUAGAGCGAUCGUACAGGACGCUGAAGAGCGUAAAGGACUUCUUCAAGCGAAACAAAGCAAACGCAAAAAAAAAAAAAAAAAAAGAAAUCCUCAUGCAAGAUAUUAAGUCGUUAGAAUAUAUGGCCAAAAAUCUCUACUUCCUCCUGGAUGACGUAAUUAAGGAACAGAUUAGAAUAAACCACAGCUCCUCCUUCACUGGUAUGUUACUCUACCUCCUCGGGAUCCUCAUGUCAAUCUUGUGUGUAUACAAAAUAACCAAAACCUGUUAUAUCAUUUACAUGGUGGAAAUAUACUACAGAUUUAUCUGUACGUACAGCAGUGGACAUGUCCUCAUGCUGUUUUACGCAAAAAAUAUUAACAUUGAUUUUAUAAAUGAUAUAAAGAAAGUACUACACAUUGUUCACAUUAAUAUAAACCUCGAAAAUUAUGUCGUUUCUAUCACUUCAAUUCUGUUGUUAUGCUUCAUUUUUACAAAUCUUAAAUGCUUCAUGGAGAGAAUAAUUAAGCUCAGGUACUCUACCAAGUCUUCCCUUUACUCCAACCUUGCCAUUCUGCUCAUGUGUGAAAUUAUGGACUUAUAUUUUUCUGCGUAUUGUAUUCAGUUGUUUGAUUAUCUUCCUGCCAAGGAGAAGAUGAAGAUGCUUUACAUUUUUUUUAACAAUAACCUGCUGGACUUGUUCAAGCUCAAGUACCACUUUGAUUUCGUUUAUGUCAUUUCCCUCUUCAUUUCGCUCUUCCUCAUUCGCCUGCACCAUCAACAACGCUCCAGCCAGUUCCGCGAAAUAUGA